This is a messenger RNA of Naegleria gruberi, 1753 nucleotides long. Its product is annotated as myb DNA binding domain-containing protein. The coding region runs from base 1 to 1464 and encodes 487 amino acids. The record is from RefSeq and is a predicted model, not a curated record. The transcript has a single exon. NCBI's taxonomy places the organism in Eukaryota, Heterolobosea, Eutetramitea, Acrasida, Naegleriidae.
AUGGUGAAAAGUUCUAGAACCAGUAGCCCAACCGGCCUUAACUCGGGGAUUGAAAUAUCCUCAUCCUCCAUAACACCAAUGACUAUAACAUCAGCUCCUAUUAAUAUGGUCCUUGGUAAUACCUCAUCAGUUUUGUACAGCUCCCUUAAUCAUACAACCAUCCUCUUGCAACAACAGCAACAACAACAGAAAGCUAUGGCCUCUGUUGUUUCAACAAUGCCACCAAAGAAGGAACCAGAGGAAGACUUUGAUAUUGCUGCCCUCCCUCGUACACCAAUUAAUUCCAUCACUAAAACAUCAAAAACUAAGAGAAAGAACAGUGCCUCAAAAUCAUCAACAAAACCACCAAAGGUUAAAUCGGAACCAACUUCACCAACUGAUGAUGGUGCCAAUGGUAAGAGAAAGAGUUGCAACAGAUGGACCAAGAAUGAAAAUGAACUCCUCCUCAAAGCCAUUGAAAAGUAUGGUGAAAAGAAGUGGAAUGAAAUUGCCAAGAUGGUAGCCACAAAGAAUAGCGACCAAUGUAAUCAACAUUGGUGGAGAGUCUUAAAUCCAAAGAUUUGUAAAAAACCAUGGAAUGAAGAGGAAGAUAACAUCCUCAUUGAUAAGGUCAGAGAAUUUGGUGAAAGUGCUUGGAAGAGUAUUGCUGAUUCAUUCCAAGGAAGAACUGAUAUUCAAUGCAGACACAGAUGGAUCAUGCUUAGAAAGUAUGAACAAGAAGGAAAAGGUAGACCAAUCUCGAGAACCAACAUUACCUGUAAUUCAAAUGUUCCAAUUCCAGAAAAACUCAAGGAUACCCUUGAAACUGAAGCUAAAAAGAGCUCCUCAUCCAGUAUUCAAAGUAGAAAGAAGAGAAGUGUUUCCAAUGUUAGUAGCACAGAUAGUCACCUCUCCAACGAAGGUGAUUUAUUGUGUAAUGAAGAUCCUUUCCAAAUGAUUACCACCUCAACAACAAGUCAACAACAACUUAUCAUUAGACCAUCAUCAGCUCCUCUCAUAAAAUCAGAAAAGAGACAAGACUUUGAUAUUAGAAAUGCUCCAAUUAGCUUGGAAGAUGAUCUAGUUGACGAGUCAGUGUACAACUUUGACCAACAGGAAAUUCUUCUCUGUGAAGGUUCAGCCAUUGUUCCAUACGAAUGUAAAUUAGAUGUUGCCUCACCAACCUAUCAACAAGAAUCAUAUGAUGAAACUUGUUUUGAUAAUUGUCAAGAUGAAGAUGAAUUUAUCAGAAGAGAAAUUGAAAUUGAAGAAAGAAUGUUCAAUUUACAAUCUAAUGGUGUUUCUACAUCCGAUUUCUCUGAUGACCAAAUGAUGAUUCUUGGUGGUAGAAGCGAUCCGAGCAAGGAGUUGGCCAAUGUUUUUGCUGAGUGGAAUGAUUUUGUUUGUGAAUUUAUGCCUGUCAAUGAUAGUAGAAGCUCAUCAAGACAAUCCUACUUGAGUGAUACUAACUUUGAUGGUUUUUAAAUGUUAUCAAGAUGAUGUUAAAAGUUAUCAUCAUUGUCAUGGAUAACGUUUUUGAUGAUCAGGAAAUAUUUUAACAAAUUGUAGGUGAUGAAGUUCUUCAUAAUACUGCUCACUGUUAGUUAGCACUUCCCUAAGAAGAAGAAUAAUUUGAUAACACCCUCUGUUAUUGUCAUCUGAUGAUGAAAAUAAUUGUAAGAGAGUUCAUCCCAAGUUUUUAAAAACAACACCUUGUUCUAUUUUUAAAGAAUUGUAAAGAGAAAGAACUUGUGCUGAAUAAAAUUUUAUUAAC